UAUAUAUGACAGUGGAAAGAAACACAAGAUAUUCCCUUGAAGUGGAAAUGCAGUGUGUGGGAAAUUAUGCAGAAGGCAAUUAUGUGAUGUCCUGAACCUCAACACUUGUAUAGUGAUAUAUAAACAUCAAGAAAAUACAUGAUCAAGUUCUUGCAGAUAUAUGAAGAUAUCAAAAACAUGGAAGCAGAGGUGCAAUCAUUAGAAGAGCUUUCAAAGCAGCUAUUCCUGGAAAUAUAUGAGCUUCAUUAAGUAAAGACGUAUCACAUGAAUGAUGAAGAUGAAUUCUUUCUAGAAUCUGCAAUAGGGACAGAGAUUGCAUGGCAUCCAGAAUAGGUUUCUGGCACAGAAGCUCAAUAAGAUAUCUGGGAAGGGAUCAAAGAAACCUAAGCCAAUGACUAAUAAAAGCUUCUUUGGCUUUUUCAGUCCACCUGAAAUCCCAAAGAACCUGAAAGAUAUGAAAGAUACUGUUGAGGUAAUAGAUCUGAAAGACGAGAUGGAAAGGGAUUGUUUCUUUGGGUUGACCAUUUGAGAUGAGAUCAUCCCACGUGCCGUUUCAUGGUUUAUGGGGGAGGCUGGACUGGAGGAGAAUACCCAAAUAUCUGCACAGCACUCCAAUUUCCUCAAGAAUCUAUCAAAACAUGUCAGGGAGUGUGUUGGAAGUCUAAGAUUGAUCCAGGAAAAAUAUGAUGCAUUGAAAGCAGAGUUUGACAAGGAUAGAGCAUCAAUUCAAGCAAAAUAUCUUCAAUCAUGUCAAACUUUGUACGCACAGAUUAGCUUGGUAGAAAUGCCAGAGCGUAGCAAGAAAAAGUUGAUGGCUUUGACCACUAAUGUGAUGAGAGAUGAUAGUGAUAAGGGCCUUGGAUUACAAGUUAUGAAAUAUUUGGCUGCCAAAUAUGAAGAGCUAGGGUGUGGAGUGAAAUGGAUGGGCAAGCCUGAUAAGGUGAUCUAGUCACAUUGGUCUGGUUACCGCUGUUAACUUCACUUCAUGUGAACCUUUAGCUUAAUACAUAUUUCUCUUGCACUUGACUACCAAGAUGAAUUUUGAGCAAGGCUACUUUUUGCUUUGAAGCAAAGUUUGGUGUAGAAAUUAAUUUUGUAGAUUGUUGCUCAUAUGUUUCUAGGCUAUCCUUUGUAGGUUUUGGGGUUUUUUUGUGUGACAUAUGUUCAAUCAUGAAUUUGGAAAGAAAAUUAAUGGAAAGCCCAAUUUUUGGAUGA
Molecule: messenger RNA, 1215 nt
Organism: Rosa rugosa (rugosa rose)
Lineage: Eukaryota; Viridiplantae; Streptophyta; Magnoliopsida; Rosales; Rosaceae
Exons: 9
Coding region: 563-949 (128 amino acids)
Source: RefSeq, a predicted model, not a curated record